AUGAAGGCAUUCAGCUGCCACCAUGUGGUUCGUCUCUUGGGUGUUGUCUCCAAAGGUCAGCCUACACUGGUUAUUAUGGAACUGAUGGGGAAUGGAGACCUUAAAAGCUACUUGCGUUCACUACGCCCUGAUGCUGAGAAUAACCCAGGCCGUCCAGCUCCCUCCCUACGAGAAAUGAUUCAGAUGGCUUCAGAGAUUUCUGAUGGCAUGGCUUAUCUCAAUGCCAAAAAAUUUGUACAUCGUGAUUUGGCUGCUCGAAACUGCAUGGUUGCAGAAGAUUUCACUGUGAAAAUUGGAGAUUUUGGGAUGACUCGUGACAUCUAUGAGACGGACUAUUAUCGAAAAGGGGGAAAAGGGCUGUUACCAGUCAGGUGGAUGUCCCCGGAAUCCCUGAAAGAUGGAGUGUUCACCACCUUCUCAGAUGUCUGGUCCUUUGGUGUAGUGCUGUGGGAAAUAACAACUUUGGCUGAACAGCCCUAUCAGGGUCUAUCCAAUGAACAGGUCCUCAAGUUUGUUAUGGAUGGAGGGUCACUGGAACAGCCAGAAAAUUGUCACCCCAGACUUCACAGUCUGAUGCAGAUGUGUUGGCAAUACAAUCCCAAGAUGAGGCCUACUUUCUUGGAGAUCAUUGAUAUGCUAAAGGAUGACCUCCAUCCAAGUUUUCAGGAGGUAUCCUUCUACUAUAGUGAGGAAAAUAAACCUCCUGAAGCAGAUGAUCUUGAGAUGGAUUUUGAAAAUAUGGAGAGCACCCCUCUGGAUCCGUCUUCCUGUUCAUUACGGGACGAGGGACAGCGAGGAAAUAUUUAUGAGGAACAUAUCCCCUACACCCACAUGAAUGGGAGUAGGAAAAAUGGACGAAUUCUGUCUCUGCCUCGUUCCAGCCCAUCCUAA
Molecule: messenger RNA, 891 nt
Organism: Staurois parvus
Lineage: Eukaryota; Metazoa; Chordata; Amphibia; Anura; Ranidae
Source: the annotation of a GenBank genome assembly